UCACUAAUGUUGUAGCUGGUAAAAUUUUUAUUUUUAUAAUACAUUAUAAUUUAUUAGUUGAUUGUUGUUGAAUAUUAGUUAUAUUUUGUAUUAGUCUGAAAAAGUAAAAGGUAAUCAGUGUAACUAUAGCUGCCAAAUAAAUGUAGUGGAGUAAGUAGAAAGAAACAUAAAAUGGAAAUACUCAAAAGUGUAUUUAAGUACAAUACUUGAGUAAAUGUCCCCGUCACAAUUAUUGCUUCGCUUUCAGCAGAGUGCGUUGUCUUUUGGGCCUCCUGCUUGCCAUACAAAAACAAAUAUGGCGUCUUCUGUGGAUGUUCACGUCCGAAUUUGUGGACAAGAAAUUAUUAAAUAUGACCUAGAAAUUAAGGCUCUCAUUCAGGACAUCAGGGAUUGCCCUGGACCUCAGUCAACUCUCAUGGAGCUCAACUCUCAGGUCAAAGAGAAGUUCAACAAGCUCAGACUCCGAAUACAGGAUCUGGAGCAGAUGGCCAGAGAGCAGGACAGAGAGUCGGAUGGACUGGCCAUCCAGGCAGAGACGGAGAGCCAGCGAAGGCAAAUGCAGAGUAACCAGACAGCGUGGAGGAAAGCUAACCUGGCUUGCAAACUUGCCAUAGACAACACAGAGAAGGACGAGCUGCUGCAUGGCGGAGAAAACCAGAGCACCAGACAGAGGAAGGCGACCAAAGAAAGCCUAGUGGAAACCAGUAGCAACAUCACGGAGAGUCUGAUGUCUAUCAGCAGGAUGAUGUCUGAACAGGUGAAGCAGACCGAGGACACCAUCGGCACGCUGGCCACCUCCUCCAGGACGGUGCAGGAAACCAACGAGGAGUUUAAAAACAUGACAGGAACCAUCCACCUGGGGAGAAAACUGAUUCUCAAGUACAACCGGCGUGAGCUGACAGACAAGCUGCUCAUCUUCCUGGCUCUGGCCCUCUUCUUCGCGACCGUCCUCUACAUCCUUAAGAAACGUCUCUUCCCCUUCAUUUAGCCGGUCGGCUGCUAGUACACUGUUGUUCGUUAAAGUGGCACGCACCCAGCCUCCAGGAGGAAUGUUUUCCAGUUAUUGUACACUGCAGAAAGUUACCACAUGGAGUUUUAGCAGGUAUAGAGUGGAAGCAUGGACUACAUGGAGACUGAGACUGGACUGCCGCACAUAGAGGCAGUGUCAAGUGAAAAGGUUUAGCACUCUCCUUUUUAGCUUGAACAAUAUGCAAUAUGUGGGUUUAUAAAAAUGGGUAUGAAGGAACAUCAACUUAAUCCUCCCAAGUCAAGUAAAAAAAGAAACUGGCAUUAUGACAUUUAAUGCAACAACAGCGAUAGGUUUAAAGCCUCAGCAUGCUUCAAACAAACUUGUUGUUCAACCGUGUCUAAAGGCAAACAUUUUUAUACUUUUUGCAAAUUGCCAGACUCGAAGCCAAGGCGAUAAGCCUGCUGUCAUAACCUCCUCCAGGCUGCUACACGCCACCUCCCUGAUCUCUGUCUAAAAACAAUGUGUCUUUUGAGCCACUGCGUAGUCUCAAUGCGUACAAAUUAGGAUAAGGAUGCACACAUUUUCAGAUAGUCUCUCCGCGAAGGCAUUCGUGGUCCUGCAUGAAAAGUGACAGCGGAAGAAGAGAGCUUUGAGAGAGGUUUAAAUCCUGCCUACUUUCACACCUCUGCACACCUGAAACGACGCUGCAUGAAGUGGGCACAACUGUUUUAGAAAAGCACUUUGAAGCAUACUGAGGCCUUAAUACUUCAUCUGACAUUCAGAAGUAACCAGGGUCAAGGCCGUAGGAUGCAGCAACCCUCCUUUUGUUUGCUUUUGUCAAAUUACAAUCUGUUUGUGUGUGUGUUCAACAUAAAAAGUAUGUAUGUUGGUCUUCUUUGGACGGCUAUUCCAAAGACGCUGUUGUUACAUUUAUUGACAAAUUUAUCUUGUGACUUUCUUCUGUCCAGUCAGACGUCCAGACUACUGAACCAGAUUACUUACUGAUCCUGUGAAAGGGCCAUGUUCAGUCAGAGACUGUGUGAAUGUUGAAUAGAAGGUCUGUUUGUUGGAUUAAAGUUGAAUAUUUGCAACAUAUUGAGGGAUACGUUGUUGUGCAGCAUUGCCACAGAUGUGCCAGCAGAUGGCAGGAUACCAAACAUUUAUUACCAUCAGACUGUGUUCACACUGAAUUUGUGUGAACUAAUUUAAUUAACACACUGCUCUCUGUCCAGUGACAUCAUCGUGAUUAUUUAAUUUAAAUCAAAAUGCUUACAAAUGUAUUUUCAGAUUCACUUAAAUAAAAACUUACAAAAAAUA
Siniperca chuatsi (mandarin fish) is the source of this 2287-nucleotide messenger RNA. RefSeq names its product BCL2 interacting protein 1b (gene bnip1b). Gene Ontology annotation, cellular component: endoplasmic reticulum; SNARE complex. Gene Ontology annotation, biological process: retrograde vesicle-mediated transport, Golgi to endoplasmic reticulum. The transcript has 6 exons. Gene Ontology annotation, molecular function: SNAP receptor activity. The coding region runs from base 215 to 988 and encodes 257 amino acids. The record is from RefSeq and is a predicted model, not a curated record. Lineage: Eukaryota; Metazoa; Chordata; Actinopteri; Centrarchiformes; Sinipercidae.